Messenger RNA from Epinephelus moara (kelp grouper), 4592 nucleotides. Its product is annotated as enhancer of polycomb homolog 1-like. NCBI's taxonomy places the organism in Eukaryota, Metazoa, Chordata, Actinopteri, Perciformes, Serranidae. The record is from RefSeq and is a predicted model, not a curated record. Gene Ontology annotation, cellular component: piccolo histone acetyltransferase complex. Gene Ontology annotation, biological process: regulation of transcription by RNA polymerase II. The coding region runs from base 475 to 3012 and encodes 845 amino acids. The transcript is spliced from 14 exons.
UGGCGUAUUACAGGAUGAGAACAUCCCGAGCCUGGGAAGUUCACAUCCCUUCAUCAGCAUCCAGCAUCUUGCCCCCACCGUCGGGUACACCCCUCCCUCCUUCCCCCGUACCCCAAGGGUCUCGCGAGCGCGCACGCGUGCGAAACUGCGUGGGAAUGGCUGUUUGUGUGAUCGAGGGGGUUGGGCCGCUUGGAGCGAGCUGAGAGCUGCAUGAGUUUGUAAUGUCCGCCAUGUUGGCCAUGGCGUAUUGAACCGGGGAGGAACAGCGGAGCCUACGAAAAAAAGAGACCGACAGAGAGCGACCGAGACCCGGGCCUGCCCGGCUCUGUUCGCGCUGCUACGGACCCAAGCCUGCCCUCAAUCGACCGGCUGACUCCUAGAGACCGUCACAGAUUCAUCCAUGAGAACUCGAGGCAGACCUGCUGUUAUUCCGAGCAGAUCGAAUAGAUUUAUGCUGCAUCUUUUACUAUAAAAAUGAGUAAAUUGUCGUUUCGGGCACGGGCGCUGGAUGCUAGUAAGCCUCUACCCGUCUUCCGCUGCGAGGAUUUGCCGGACCUGCACGAGUAUGCCUCAAUCAACCGGGCAGUGCCGCAGAUGCCGACUGGGAUGGAAAAAGAGGAGGAAUCGGAGCACCAUCUCCAGCGGGCCAUCUCGGCGCAGCAGGUAUAUGGCGAGAAGCGGGACAACAUGGUUAUCCCCGUCCCCGAGGCAGAGCGCAACAUCACGCACUACGAGUCCCUCUACCCCGGGGAGUUCAAGAUGCCAAAGCAGCUUAUUCACAUACAGCCUUUCAGUUUGGAUACAGAGCAGCCAGACUACGACCUAGAUUCAGAGGAUGAGACGUUUGUGAAUAAGCUGAAGAAGAAAAUGGAAAUCACGGCGCUGCAGUUUGAAGAAAUGAUCGACCGACUGGAGAAAGGCAGCGGACAGCAGCUUGUCAGUCUCCAGGAGGCCAAACUGCUGCUGAAGGAGGACGACGAGCUGAUCAAGGAGGUGUUUGACUACUGGAGCCGAAAGAGGAAAACCUGCAAGGGUGGCUCCCUCAUCCCCAACGUCAAGCAGGAGAAGCGGGAUGGCUCUAGCACCAGCGACCCCUAUGUGGCCUUCCGCCGACGGACGGAGAAGAUGCAGACUAGGAAGAACCGAAAGAAUGACGAGGCGUCAUAUGAGAAGAUGCUGAAACUGCGCAGGGACCUGAGCCGAGCUGUCACCAUCCUGGAGAUGAUCAAGAGGAGGGAAAAGAGCAAGAGGGAACUGCUGCACCUCACACUGGAGAUAGUGGAGAAGAGGAAUGCAAUGCCAGACUUUGGCAGCGAGGUGAUGGCAGAGGCACUUGCACAGCGAGCUCUGGUGAAGCCUGUCUACACCAUCCCCAUCAUUCCCCCGUCCAGCAGUAACCAGUACAGACACCAGGACCACUUGGAUAUGAAGGACUACAAGAAACCGGAGAAGACGGAGGCAGUGCGAACCAAAAGGCAAUAUGUAAAGAAACCCAAGAUCCCUCCUUUGUCGGCACCUCAACAUUCAGGGCCCUCGGUGUUUAAUCCCAAGGACCUCAACCAGUAUGAUUUCCCCAGCUCAGAUGAAGAACCCUUCUCACAGAUCCAUUCAGGUUCCUCAGAGGCAGAAGAGGAGAAUGACCCAGAUGGCUGCUAUGCGUUUAGGAGGAAGGCCGGCUGUCAGUACUAUGCUUCUCGUCCAGACAAGAAUGGCAACUGGCCCUGGGUAAGCCCGUCAGAGGGUGGGCUUGGCGACCCACGCUUCCGCUUCUGUCUGACCUCGCUGAACAUGCCACGGCGCUGCAUAGGUUUGGCACGGCGCCGUGUGGGCAGAGGGGGCAGGAUCUUGUUGGACAGAGCGCACACAGAUCUCGACAGCAUCUGUCAGAGCCUGGACUCUGACCCGGAGCCCGAACCACUCGCCUCACCACUUCCAAGUUCUCCGCUCCGCAACUCCAACGCCAGUACCUCAGAAACCAAUACCUCGGACCCAACCAGCUCCUCCCACCUUCCCUCCUCCUCAUCACCCCUGUCGUCAUCAUCGCCAACACCUAUGGACCUCAGCCAGAUUCUUUUGAACAUUAAAUCUUGCCGCUGGAGGCACUUCAGACCACGGACGCUAUCCCAUCACCCCUUGGGUGGAGGAGACUUGUCUCGCAGAGGAUUUAGGGAUUUUAGCCGGACAGCGUCAGGACUAACCCGGACCCUGUCUGGAGGAGCCAGCUCCCAGAACCGCACCGGCCCAGCCCCCACCCCUGUCAAUGUGUACACAGCAGAGCAGUACCAGCAGCACCAGGAGCAGCUGGCCCUCAUGCAGAAACAGCAGCUGGAGCAGAGCCAACAGCAGCAACAAGCCAACAACCCUGCAACAAAUACCAACACACAGGCGCUCGUGUCCAAGACGCUGGACCAGGCCAGCGCCCAGUUCGCUGCUUCGGCUCUCGUCACCACGGACCAGCUGCUGGCCUUCAAGUCCAAAGAGGAGCUGGUGCUGGCAAGUGGAGUCAACGGGGUCCUGGCAGGUGCAGGUGUUUUCAAAGGCUUGCACCUCUCCAGCACCACCACAGCUCUUCACCAGACCAACCAGUCGACACACACUACCACCUCCAUGGCCCCGACCUUCCUCCAGCCCUCCUCCAACUCGGCCACCCCUUCACCCGCCAACGCCGUCCCCGCCUCCCUCACCUCCACCCCCAGCGCCCAUGCAGCAGCAGCGCUGGGGAUCCUGGGAUGCAGCGCCGCCAACGCCACCCCCGCCACCACUCAGGUCCUCAUCGGGAACAACAUCUGUCUGAGCGUGCCGUCGGCCGCCAGCCUGGCCGGACGCCACAUUCCCCGGACCCUCGGCAACGUGCCACCCUCUGCCUUAAAGCUGUCCGCCACCACCAACCUGCAGAUGCCCAAAGUCUCCGGAGCAUCGUCUAUGGACAUGGGCUCAAGGGAUAAUCACGACGAAGACAAGCCAGCACUGAACAGUAUAGCAGACAACACAGUGGCCAUGGAGGUGACGUAGUAGCGGUGCAGUGAAGAGUCCGCUCUUUAGGUGCUGUGCAUCGUAGCAUCGGGAAUGCAAAAGGGACAGCAGGACUCUGAUGCAGACUGACAGAAUGACGAGUGGCCGCGGCCGCUCGCUUGCAAUUCUCAUCUCUCAUACUUUUUAAACCUUUUUUUGUUUUGUUUUUUUGUUACUGUUAAAAGUAAAAGAUGACAUCUGUAAAUUAUGAAUAUGGCAAAAUUAGUAUCUGUACAGUAACUACAUAUUUGUAAUAUCCCCCUUGUAUAUAUUACUUGAAUACAGAACUGUCCAUUUGUGAUGUUUUGCACUUGGGAGUCAAACUUAAAGGAAAAAAAAGUAAGCCAAGUAACUUGUGGCGAGUGUGAGAGAUGUGGGAGUUGUAUAGAGAAGAGUUUUAUCACAUCAUGUGCAUGGUGCGGAGCCUGCUGUUUUUAUCUAUUUAUUGUGCUGUGUUUACAGUUUUUUUGUUUUGUUUUUGGUUUUGUUUUGUUUUUUUAUUUGUACACUGUACCUUUGUUGGUUCCUGUGCUGUAGUAAAUGUUAGGUAGCUACGGACUCCUGGGUAUUUUUGUAUAUUGUGAACACCAAGCAGGUUCCCCCCCACAUUUAUUUUGGGUCCCUGUGCUUCUCUCUGUGGAUCAUGUGAAAAUCAAUGGUGACAUACAUACAGACCGGGAGGCCAGGAGAACCAGGAGGAGGAGGAUGAAGAAGAUGAGGCAGUGUGUUGGCGGGUGACUGCAGUUCACUUGAAGAGAGGCGCUCCUCUCUUCCUGGGAGCUUCCAUUAACAUUGUCCCAAACACAAGUAACAAAACAGGGAUGAAGUCUCUUCCCAGAAGCCUCUUCUGCUUCUGAUUAAAGCACUAUUUUUUGUGAUUUUUUUUUUUUUUUCAUGGUUUUGAUAAAAUAUUAAUGCUGCUUUUGUAUUUUGUUUGUUUUUAAAGGGGUUCUUCAUUUUCAUGCAAGCGGAGUCCCCUUUGUAUUUUGUUUUAUCCCACAAACAUUUUUGUAAAACAAAAAUUCAGUUAUUUUUGUAUUUCUUUUCUUUCUUUUUUUUUUCUUGUGGUAAACUUGAUUGUAACUUGCUUUUUGUUCAAUGAAAGACUUCAUUCUUUGGUUCUUUUGUUACUUGUUCAUGCAUAGGUGAUAAGGGAGGUGAAUGGGCAGUAAUCGCUGUACGUGUUUCAUCAUUCCAGUUUUUAAUAACAAAAAAAAAAUGCUAAUGAGGGGAUGGAGGGGUGUUGGGAAAACAUGUUUUCUCCUCUCUCUUCCCCUUUUUCUUUAUGUUCUUUUUUUCUUUGAAAAAAUAAUCUCCAGACGGCUGCAAGGCCAAAAACCACAAGUAUUUGGGUGCCUUCCUUUGGGGAAUUUUAUGUACUCUCUUCUGUGAAGAGUUAGGCACAAAGGCAGCAUUACUUAGUAGUGCUUCUCGUCUUUGUCAGAAUCUGAAUGCCCAGUCCAAUGGCAGGAUAUAUCCUUGAGGUUUACUUGUCCCACCUGGAGGCUGAAAAGACUAAAAAAAAUGUGACAGAACUCUCACUAAAAUAAGACAAUAAAGCCCAGGGCAUUAAAUGUGAA